Messenger RNA from Paraphaeosphaeria sporulosa, 390 nucleotides. RefSeq lists its product as uncharacterized. The transcript has a single exon. The record is from RefSeq and is a predicted model, not a curated record. Lineage: Eukaryota; Fungi; Ascomycota; Dothideomycetes; Pleosporales; Didymosphaeriaceae. Bases 48 to 353 code for a protein of 101 amino acids.
CUUCCUGACUAAAUCCAUAAGACCAGAGCAGCCUAAUAUCGUCAGAGAUGGCGAGUCCACGAGGUAUUAUUGGGCAUUCACAUACUGACAGCGCAGGGUGGAAGGAUCAACCAGCUUACUGCGCCAUGAUGGGCUCCCCAAAUCAAGCAGAACUAGAUGCAUCUUUCCCAGAAAGCAUCGAGCGCCUUGUGACCAACUUCCACAUCCUAGACCUUCCAAAUAUGGAAGCUGUUCGCUCGCGAGUUGAUAAGUACGUUACAGAACCGAAGACGGCAGAGAGGCUGAAGCCAUGGUACCCAUUCUGGUGCAAAGGACCAACAUUCAGCGACAUCCGCGCUACUGGUGCCCGCUAGGGCUCUGGUGCCUUUUGGUGAUUCAGGCACCUUUACU